Molecule: messenger RNA, 1282 nt
Organism: Nicotiana tabacum (common tobacco)
Lineage: Eukaryota; Viridiplantae; Streptophyta; Magnoliopsida; Solanales; Solanaceae
Product: F-box protein SKIP8
Molecular function (GO): protein binding
Source: RefSeq, a predicted model, not a curated record
UUGCCCCCAAAACUUGUGUUCCUCCUCACUCUCCAUUUUUAGAACCAGUUAAUAGGGUUUCAAAGUCCGAACAAAAUUCAAUUCUCAUUCUGUGCAACCCUAUUCCUUUCUAAAUAUCUCCAGAAAACGCCUACAACAUUCUUCCUUGGAAUUCACCGUACUGGAUUAUUAGGUUUUAAUUUUAUUCAUGAACGUCGACGAUUUUUUCAUGACUUAUGAAUGGAUAUUAGCUUCUUCUCCGGCGCCGUCACGUUUAUCUGUUGCGUUUUCACCGCCGCCGCUAUUUUAACACGCCGAUCAAAUUCAAAAUCAAAAUCAGUUCCGACGAACGGCAGAGAUAAUUCUCGUAAUUGUGCGUGUGGCAGUGGUGGAGGAGGAAGUUUCGAAAUGGUGGAGAAGGUUAGUGUGACAGUGGCGGCGGGAGAGAAGCAGACAGGGGCGUCGAUGAUGGAGCAGCUAGUUCCGGAGAUCACGACGCACGCGUUGAGCUAUUUGGAUUAUCCGAGUCUUUGUAGGCUUUCUAUGACGAAUUCACUAAUGAGGAAAGCUGCAAAUGAUGAUAAUGCCUGGAAAGCUCUCUAUCAUAAGGAUUUCACAUUGGAGCAGGAUUCUAUGACUCCAAUCAAUGGAUGGAAGGCUUACUAUGCCGCUACAAGAGCCAUUAUGAAUGUCAAUGCUGAGUUUUUUAAAAUCAUUAAAGAAAGAUCACUCCCAGCUAUGGAACGUUUUUGGCUCAAUGCAGAUUAUGUGAAGUGUUUUCAUGCCUCUGGGGAGUACUUUACAGGUUAUAAUGCAGUCAUGGGCAGCUGGCAGCUGGCUUUUAACUGGGAGCAAAAUGUUGACUUCGAGAUUAGAGACGUAAGGGCAAGGGUAAUGACAGAUGCGGCUUGGGUGACUAUGAAAGCGUAUCUUAAUAUGGGUUCAGGUAAUGUGACUAACGUGUUUGAGUUCCAUAACGGGAGAUGGUACAUGGUGCAUCAUCAUUGCUCAGUGAUGCUCAUUCAUGGAGGUGCAGGGCAACAAGUUGUGCAUGGAUAGGAUUAAAGAGAGGCCAACAGUGAAGAAGAUUGAUUAUUCUUUUGAAAUUGAAAAGUGGUAUAGUGUUCGUUUAUAGUAGGAUUGACUCUCUGGAAUCUCCAUAAAAUUAUUUAUGUAGUUCCUGCUUCCUUUUUUUUCUUAUUUUUCCCAUCUUUGGUGGUUUAGAAAUCGCUAGUUUCUUCCCACCUAUUUUUGCUUUGCUAAGUUUCUUGGCAAUACAAAUGCACAGUUUGAUUUGUCAGAA